CUUCGUAGUGCAAGUGUCUGUGUUUCUUCGUUCUUUACGUUUUGUCAUCGUACAUUGGUACGCAAAUUAUAUUCGCGUACAUACACGUAUAUACGAGUUACAGAAUAAGUGAAGAAUCUCAUUUAUAUACGAUCGACGUGAACAGGUGGACAUCGAGGUCGAUCGCUUUGCUGCGUGAAACGAGCCCCGAAACCGAUGAUCGAAUUUUCGUAGCAGACCGCAAAAGACAUUCACCUCGGAAGGAUAAGGAGGGAGAAGGCUGAGGGUUUCGAACAAAUUCUCGUCCCUCUGGUGGCCCUGCUCCAGUCAGCUUCGUCUCUGGUACAAGCAGCAUCGAGUCUGUCCAUUGCCAUUAAUCUUCUUCCGUUUUUCCAAGAAUUAUUCUAUGUGCUUGUCUGUUGACCUCUGGCGAGCAACAUUCGUCGCUGGAGAAACUGGAACACCCGUUGCCCAUAAACAGCGUGGUCUCGAGACCUUGCCAGCUCGUCCUUGUAACCGAAACAUGUGCCAGCCACGCUCUUAAACCACCUAUCGUCCAAGUAUCAUCCCUGUGCUUCUCGCGGUCGAAGGUGGCCGCAGGGUAGCGAGUCUUCUUUCGCGUAGCUCGAUCGUACGAUGGAGAAGAGGGCUUGUUCGAACAGCGGAUCGAACUGGAUGAAUCGGUAAAGUCGAUCGUGGUAUCGUUUUCCGGCCGACAAGUCCGUCCUGGAGGAUAACAACGACGAGCGAACGAAUGUGUAGAGUAACAGCGAGGGAGAAUGCUCGGCUGGCAGCUUUGGACAUGGGAUAGAUGAUAGAUCGCGAAUGAUGGGGUGGUAAAGCGAACAGGAAGCGCAAAAUGGAUUGGGUGCCUCGGCUCAGGUAGCCAGAGACGACAAAGUCGCGGGCGCCAGGGCGGACGAGCCCCGAGCAAGCUGUUCCUUCUUUCCGUGUAUCGUUCUUUCCAAGAACAAGACGAAUUCUCGUAUGGACAUCGUUCGUUUUUCCGAAAGACUGUUUUUCCUUUUAUGCCGUCUGGUGAUAGACGUCGUGCAAAAAGACUGAACGUGAUAAUCAAUAAUCAAUCGAGGAAUUAGUCCGCGCGCUUUAUCGUCGAUGAAACGUAUCGGGAGAGAAGAAGGAAUCGAUUAAUCUACGUAACAGAUCCCGGUGGAUUUGUUCCAACAGGAAGAAGAAGAAGAAGAAGAAGAAGAAGAAGAAGAAGAAGAGGAAGAAGAAGGUCGAUACGAAUUUACUCGCGAUCUCCGAUCUAACGGAACGCACGCGUCUGACUCACGAAAAGACUGAACACGUUGAUUCAUUUGUCGAAAAAAUGUCCUCACACCGCGUUCUUUAGAAUUCUGGCUUUCAUUUCUUGCGCCAUACAUACAUAUCUCUCGGGAUCUCACGUAAUUGUCACACAUACAUAUACGUAUACGCAUACACGCAUAGCUUGUCACUCCAGUUAUACGAGCUUUGAGAAAUUUCUGACAAACGUAUAUACAAAGCGUCGUACGCGAGUCGUAACGCGUAUUUUCGAUUAUUAUACAUAUUGCAAAUAUAUCGCGUAUAUAUAUAUACAUAUAUACAUACACACGUAGGAACAGAAUAUACAUAUUCUGUAUGUAAUAUAUCUAUGUACAUGUAAAGAAACUUUUUCGCUGCCUAAUACAAAUAUUUGUGGAUAAAGUGUCGCGUACGAUACGGUAAAAAGAAAGUCCCGUAUUUUGGACAAUUUCGCAAACCGUCUCGAUAUAUCUAUCCUUUUUUCUAUGAAGAUAAUACUUCCGUGUUAGAAAGACGUUUAGCUUCGGGGAAGAAAUGUCUGUUCGUUCUUCGUUUCCCUAACGAAACUCGUGUCGGGAAUAUAAUUAACGGCGUGCAACGAAAAACUGAAGAAGAAAAGUAAUCGGAGUCAGUGAAAAGUGCAGUAGUGUGAUCGCAGCGCGGGACCGUAAAAGAGCAGGAUGGGUUGUGGACAGAGCAAGAUCGGUAACAUCUAUCCUAAAAACAAGAAAAAUAAAAACAACGCUGGCAAGAAAAACGGAGAUUCGAUUGGUUCUGCGUCUGUGGAACAGAAAAAUGGAAACGGUAGUACGAAAAACAACAAAACGAAUAACAACGGGGUGGAGGUGAAUCGAAACGAGGAACAAAAUGGUUCUGGCGAGAUCAAGGGCCAAGCCAAGAAGAAGCCGAACGCACCUGGAAGUGGUCCUCUGUUGCAACAAACAGAGAUAUCCACUAGUCAACUCGACUUCUUCAAGAUGCUGGACGAGAAAAUCGAAAAUGGGCCGGACUACGACGAGAGUCUCGACACGACCGCCAGAGCCGAACGAGUGUCCAAUCUUCUCCGUCAGUGGGAGUUAGCUAGUGUGACCUGGUCGAGCGUGUCUGACCUGGACAAUGCGUCUCCGUCCGCGACGAAGAACCGUAGUUCGGGCCUGAAUUCAUCCCGGCAAAGUUUGAGCGCGAAAGAUAGAGAAGGAAUGAGGAAUAUAGUCGGUGGUAGACCGGAGAGCGCCCCUAUUUACAUGAGAAACGCGAAUCGCGUAGACGGUCUGCAGGAGGCCCACUGUCCAUCGCCAAAUAUGCCGAGGCACGUGCUAGAGUCGAUCACUCAAAGUCCGACCCAGAGCUUGAAAAAUGUCACGCCGCCUGGUUCCUCUCCGACCAGCUUACGUUAUCAAGACAGUUAUAAGGAGUGCAACGCUAAUCAGCCAACCGCGAAAACCGUGAAGGUCCAUUACAGUGCUCAGAAUCCUGUGAAUGGAGAAUACGUAACGCAACAGGCACUCUAUCGCGAACAGUAUUUGCAACAAACCGGGAUAAUCACGGUAUCAUCGCAAUAUGCGGCCGGUUCACCUGGUGGUAACGUCCUUAGGAACAAUCCGUACGUGCAACAGUACCAGAUCAGCAACCCGCAACACUUUAGCACCCCGAGGAAACGAGGCUUCAACGCCGCACAAAUGACGUGACCGAGUUGGCCGUGUACCACCAGAUAAGACUGACACACAUAACACACACCUACCCAGACACACUCUGCGAAUCGAGAGAGAGAACGGCGAGCAGGACUCGACGGGGAUCUCUCGGGCUCUUCGUCGAGAUGAAUUUAUUCGCGUGAACAGUAAAGAAGGAGAGAGAGCCCAUCGAGGCUGGAGACUGACCAACAAACGGAGAAGUUACUACGGAUGUUUCUCUGCGUGUUCCUAAAGAUUCCGUACAUUUUUUUUGCAAUUGGCAGAUGUUAAAUAAACGAUAACUACCCAAUAGACAAACACGAACGCGAUACAUUUCGGUGUUGGCCUAAAAGAUCCUGUAAUCCAUUUAAGAGAAAGAAUGUAAACAAGAAAUAGCAUUAUCCCUGCGUAAACUCUUCUAUACUCCAAAAAAUUCUUCGCUAUAAGUGCCAAAAUGCUACUACAUACGUAACAAGCAAUCUAAGUGUCACGGAAAAAAAGAGAGGAACAUUAUCCGUUGAACCAAUACUCCGUUCUUUGUAAUUCAUGUAAAUGAAACUU
Messenger RNA from Eufriesea mexicana, 3497 nucleotides. It is a transcript of the gene tow, whose product is annotated as target of wingless. The record is from RefSeq and is a predicted model, not a curated record. The transcript has 5 exons. Bases 1947 to 2954 code for a protein of 335 amino acids. Lineage: Eukaryota; Metazoa; Arthropoda; Insecta; Hymenoptera; Apidae.